AAUUUUGAUAACAAGGUUACCAGUUUGUCAUCCCAUUUUGCGUUGAAGUUAUUUUGUUUUCGUCUUCUCAUUAAAUUUGUUUUUCUUCUUAUCUUUCAGUUGGUUGCCACGGAUCGAGAGGGGAUAUCCACGGGGCGCUUCCGAGUCGAAGAUGGUGAGAGGGAUGAGAUCUCGACGAUGGCAACCGGAAGUGACGUUCACCUCGAGAACCCAGAAUACCACACACGGUGGUAUUUCAAGUACUUUCUUGGAAAAAUUCAUCAAAACUACGUAGGAGCAGAUGUGGAAAAGAAUAUCUUCUUCCUCUCCGUAGUUCUUACAGACGCUAACAAUCACAAUGUGCCCCAAUACAGAGCGAUCUUGUGGAGAAAAACGGGAACACAAAAGAUCUGUAUACCGUACAACUCGGCUAAGUCGAUGUCAGUGAAAAGAAUACUUGGCCGAUUCAACAUCAAAUCAGAGAAGUCACCGAAGGAAAUCUAUACACCAGACAUUCAAAAGGAGCUACUGCUGUUGGAAGAGCAAGAGGGGUCAGUGAACUUCAAGUUCGGUGUUCUCUAUGCUAAGAACGGUCAGAAAUCAGAUGACGAAAUGUUCAGCAAUGAGCAUGGAUCAGAGGCCUUCCGGAAGUUGGUUUCUCUCUUGGGCGAGACCAUUACACUCAAGGGGUGGGACAAGUUCAACGGCGGUCUCGACGUCAAAAACAACACCACGGGUACAGAAUCAAUCUACACUAUGUACGAGGGACAUGAGGUUAUGUUUCACGUAUCUACCUCGCUGCCUUAUUCCAAAGAUAACAAACAACAGGUCGAGAGAAAACGACAUGUUGGUAAUGAUAUCGUAACUAUUGUCUUCAUGGAUGCCGAAGACCCGGAAGAUGAAGUCUUCUUCAAGCCUUCGAUGAUCAGGUCACACUUCACACACAUAUUUGCAUUGGUAACAUACAACAAGAACGAAGAUACUUAUAGGUUACGAGUGUACUCUGAAGAGUCAGUGCCUUUAUUUGGUCCACCGCUGCCUGCCCCUGCUGUGUUCGACGAUCACCGGGCUUUCCGAGAUUUCCUGCUCGUCAAACUCAUUAACGGGGAAAAAGCUGCCUUCAACACGCCUAUCUUUGCCAACAAGCGCCAACGAACAUUGGAAAUGCUUAUCAAAAACCUGCAACAAGAUAUGAUGCAAGAGACGAAUAAGCAAAACAUGCUGAACAAGAGGUCAUUCAGUGACGUCAUCCCUGACCCCGUCUGGGGCUGGAGAAGUAAGAAAGAAGAAGCCAGACAAGCAGAGUUUGUCAAGAUCGGACAGAUUCUUAAACUCAAAACUAUCGUGAAGGGGGAUGCCCCCACAAGCCUUGCAUCGACGAGUUUACUCAAAAGAGAGCCUUGGGAACCGCAAUGCAUCCAGAAUGACUUCCUGUUCGAGAUUGUUUGCGGAGAUUCGUGGGGGGACAAGCUGAUAGUUGGAACGGAAUCAGGGUCUUCAUAAUCGAGGAGGGGCUAAGUCCUCGCAUGAUCUUCGAUAAGACGGUGGCUUUCAAACAGCUCAGCGUGGUAGAAGCUCAUGGGCUAUUAUUAGCCCGAGCAGACAAAGGUAACCAUAGUAACUAUAUUC
Strongylocentrotus purpuratus (purple sea urchin) is the source of this 1608-nucleotide messenger RNA. RefSeq names its product GTPase-activating Rap/Ran-GAP domain-like protein 3. Gene Ontology annotation, cellular component: cytoplasm. Gene Ontology annotation, biological process: activation of GTPase activity; regulation of small GTPase mediated signal transduction. The record is from RefSeq and is a predicted model, not a curated record. The transcript is spliced from 17 exons. Bases 178 to 1482 code for a protein of 434 amino acids. Gene Ontology annotation, molecular function: GTPase activator activity. NCBI's taxonomy places the organism in Eukaryota, Metazoa, Echinodermata, Echinoidea, Camarodonta, Strongylocentrotidae.